This is a messenger RNA of Sinocyclocheilus anshuiensis, 1452 nucleotides long. Its product is annotated as gastrula zinc finger protein XlCGF57.1-like. The coding region runs from base 23 to 1324 and encodes 433 amino acids. Gene Ontology annotation, molecular function: RNA polymerase II transcription regulatory region sequence-specific DNA binding; DNA-binding transcription factor activity, RNA polymerase II-specific. Gene Ontology annotation, cellular component: nucleus. The transcript has 2 exons. NCBI's taxonomy places the organism in Eukaryota, Metazoa, Chordata, Actinopteri, Cypriniformes, Cyprinidae. The record is from RefSeq and is a predicted model, not a curated record. Gene Ontology annotation, biological process: regulation of transcription by RNA polymerase II.
UACUGAGACACAAACAGACUUGAUGGCACUGAAAGAGGAGAGUCAAGAACUGAAUGAAACUCAAGAGAAACAUCAAAAUGAAAAACAGCAUGAUUUCAAACCUGAAGAAGAAAUUAGUUCCUCACAAACUGAAAAGACUUCCUCACCUAAAAAAGCUCAAAAAACACAAAGUACAAACCUUCAUUCCCACAUUAGAGUUCAUACUGGAGAGAGCUCUUUCACCUGCCAAAAGUGUGGACAAAUUUUCAAUAGGAAAGGGAGCUUUACAAUGCACAUGAAAUUUCACAUUGAAAAGAAACCAUUAAUAUGCCCUCAGUGUGGAAAGUGUUUUAGACGGAAACAGUACCUUAAUGUCCAUAUGAGAAUUCACACUGGAGAAAAACCUUGCAUCUGCAAACUGUGUGGAAAGAGUUUCACACAGAAAAGUACCCUUAAUGCCCACAUAAAAAGUCACACUGGAGAGAAACCUUACACCUGCAAACGGUGUGGGAAGAGUUUCUCAAAUGGAUAUUUUAAGACUCACAUGAAAAUUCACACUGAGAAGAAACCAUUAAUAUGCUCUCAGUGUGGAAAGAGCUUUACAGAGAAAAAACUCCUUAAUGUCCACAUGAGAAUUCACACGGGAGAGAGACCUUACACCUGCAAACUGUGUGGGAAGAGUUUCACACGUAAAGGAAGUCUUAAGACUCACAUGAGGAUUCACACUGGAGAGAGACCUUUCAUAUGUGUUCAGUGUGGAAAGAGUUUCACACAGAAAAAUCUCCUGAUUGGCCACAUAAGACUUCACACUGGAGAGAAGCCUUUCACCUGCCCUCAGUGUGGAAAGAGUUUCACCAUUAAAAGAAACCUACAGGCUCACAUAAGAAGUCACACUGGAGAGAAUCCAUUCACAUGUGAUCAGUGCGGCAGGAGUUUCAGAUAUAAAGAAAACCUUAAUUAUCACAUCAGUAUUCAUUCGAGAGAGGUCAGAUUUAAAUGUCAUCAGUGCGAAAGGAGUUUCACAGACACAAAUCACCUUCAGGAUCAUGUUAAAAUUCAUAUUGGAGAAAAGCCUUUCAUGUGCCAUCACUGUGGAAAGAGUUGCUCAAAAGGAGGACACCUCAAGGAUCACAUGAGAAUUCACACUGGAGAGAAACCUUUCACCUGUGAACAGUGUGGAAAGAGUUUCAGGGCUAAAGGAAGCCUUAAGACUCACAAGAGGAUUCACACUGGAGAGAGGCCUUACAAGUGUCCUCAGUGUGAGAAGAGUUUCAGAAGUCAAAGCAGCAUGAAACGUCAUUUGCAAACUCAUUCUGAGAAGAAAUUGCAGUUUUCCUCAGCGUGACGAGAGGUUUUGAAAAAGGAACUAUUUCUACAAUCAUUUGUACAUUCUUUCUGGAAGACUAUUUAAUUGUGGUUAAUGUAAUAAAAUGUUUUUUUUUUUUUUUUUGCCAUCACAAAUAAAGAUACAUG